AUGCAUUUAGUUAUUGUUUUAAUGAUUACAUUGUAUUCAAUUCACUGUACAAAAAGUUCUUUAUCUAUACAACGAAUUAUAUCAUCACCAGAAGAUCAUUUAAUUGAAUAUAUUUAUAAUAAUUCACUGAAUUAUAGUUGUAAUUUUAAUGACUUUCAUUAUUGUUCAUUUGAACAUUCAAUGGAUUGGAGUUUUCAGUUAAGUUUAACAGAAUUCGCUGUACAAAUGAAGUUAGCUGCUGAAAGGGCAGCUAAAAUUGUUCAAAAUUUUCAUAAUAAAGAGACAAGAAAGUAA
Messenger RNA from Trichobilharzia szidati, 294 nucleotides. The record is from the annotation of a GenBank genome assembly. Lineage: Eukaryota; Metazoa; Platyhelminthes; Trematoda; Strigeidida; Schistosomatidae.